UAUGUUAAAUCCAUUUGGACAGUUUUGGACAGUUUUGGACGUCCAAAGCUCGGUGUCCAAAACCGGUUUUAACCACUUUUGGACGGUUGUUUUGGACAGUGGAAAAAACCACAGCAAAACACUGCUGACAGUGUUAGUAACACUGUCACGGAUGUCGUGGCACAAUGGAGAGUACAUAUGCACGGGGCCAUUCUCCGGUGUGCCUUCAUAGAGUCCGUUCUCUAUGAAAAGAGCCUCCUUGUGGGAGACCAGUCUUAAAUGUACUGCAAAAAUAUAGGCUAUAAAAUGGUUAACUAACUAACCAACUUUUCCUACUGAGCAAAUUAAGGACUAAUUUUCCAUAGCAAAAGUUUGCUUACAAAUCUUGCUAAUUAGCAAAUAAAUUUCUAAAAUUCACAUUUAUCAUAACUUCACGUGAAAAUUAUUGGUUUGCAUUUAUUUAAAAUGUUUUGCAACAUUCUCCAAAUUCCUGAAAUUUUGAGCCCACGCUUCCGUAUAAGAAAAUUCAUUAUAAGGAAGAUCAUACUUGGCGGCCAGAGCCAUCACCUUAUCCCUCACUAAAUACGAUCGGAACGGUGGUAGCGUCGGGAAGAGGUGAUGCACUAUUUCAAAAUUUAGAUACCCUGUCCACCAAUCCAUCCACAAACUGGACUUGAUAUUUGCCGUAUGGUGAAAUGCGUACUCGACCCAAUGCGUUUGUUUCUUAGCGACGGGUAGACGGCUAUGGGACAGGGCAAAGUUUCCAAAUAAGUACGUCCCGGCAACCCAAACUGCAAAAAUGAUGGUCCAUGGCGUUGCAAAGGACAACAGUAUCCACCAGUGAAUCCCCAUCAUGGCCAGGUCAAAGUAGUUCCUGUACUUUAUCGCACUUCGUGGACUGCUGUACAACCGCCAAGCCAUCGUGGCUAGGAAACAGUCCAAGGCCAGGAAUAGCCAUUUCUGGAGAAUUUGGUGAAUCCAUUAAAGACGCAGUCCUCCGACUCUUUCCAUCCUCAAGCUCCUACACGUCUCAAGAGGAGGAUGCAAUUCUGGAAUUUUACAACUUGUUUGAUGCGGACGAAUUAUUGCAAGAUUGGAAAAAAUACUUGCCAAAACCAAUGGUUAUAUUUGGUUUGCGAAUUUGCCAACUUGAAGCCCAUAAAAUGUUUGAACUUGCUCGAGCUCUUUUUGAAGUUGUCAUGAUAACUUUUCCCGACCUGAUAUCGCGCCUGGAGCCGAAGAAUUUACCAGAUAUUGGGACCUGUAAUAUGGUGCAGAUUUUGAAGAGAAACCAACAAGAAGUCGGACCUUCUGUGGUUGUGUUACGACUAAGCAAGUGGGAUCCCUCAAAAUUCAACUUGGACGACGUCCUGCUCUUUAACUUCCUACUCUACAUAUUCGCAGCAAGAUCUUCACCAGAAAUGCAGCGUGCUGGAGUUUUAGUUAUCGUGGACAUGCGCGGCCUAAAACUGGCACAUGUCAGUCACUUAACGACUUUUGACUUGGUAAAAAAAUCUGCAGUUAUUUCAAUGAAAGUUCCAACUAAGUUAUCCAGAAAGGUGGUCAAGGGAUGCAUACUCGUUCACAGUAAUGCCCUCGUCGUCCGUACUUUUCACGCUUUCAGGUGGCUAAUCCCAAAGAAAAUGAGGAAAAAGAUAGAAUUAACGCAGUCUGACAUGUCCUACGUAACAAAUAUAGUGGAUCCGCAAAAACUUCCGGAAGAGUUUGGGGGUGUGAUUGACGACAAGGAGGCAUAUUUUGAAGGCCUGGCCGAUGACUUAAUGUCUGACGCGAAAUUAGUUCCUGCUCUGGAGCAUAUUAAAAUUGAAAUUUUACGAAAUAGUGGAUACUAUAAAAUUAAUUAGUUUGGCACAAUUAGUCCAUAACAGAGCUAUUGAAGUGGAUAAUGAGUUCAUAGUUGAAGUAAUUAAUAAAAACUAUAAAUCAAAUUAAUUUUCAACCUAUAAUUAAGUUACUCAAGAAAGGUUAAACUAUCUUUGUAAAAGUGUAUGACGAAAUCAAGUUGCUCUGUAAAUAUACGUAAAUAGAUUUUGGAUUUA
Folsomia candida is the source of this 2039-nucleotide messenger RNA. RefSeq lists its product as uncharacterized. Gene Ontology annotation, molecular function: phosphatidylinositol bisphosphate binding. NCBI's taxonomy places the organism in Eukaryota, Metazoa, Arthropoda, Collembola, Entomobryomorpha, Isotomidae. Gene Ontology annotation, cellular component: membrane. The record is from RefSeq and is a predicted model, not a curated record. The transcript has 6 exons. Bases 789 to 1844 code for a protein of 351 amino acids.